Xyrichtys novacula (pearly razorfish) is the source of this 10662-nucleotide messenger RNA. The record is from the annotation of a GenBank genome assembly. Lineage: Eukaryota; Metazoa; Chordata; Actinopteri; Labriformes; Labridae.
GAUCCACACACAGUCAGCUGCUGCUAACCAGCAGAGAAGCCCGAACCAACGAGUUAGCUUCCCACCACCACGCCGAACACUAUCUGGUUAUCUCGCUAUGGUCUGGUUACCGUCUCUGUCUUCGGUAUGUAUUGUUUAGUUACCAUGUUGUUGAAAUAAACACGUGAAGCCAUUUUUGAGACUGUAUUUAUCUCAAGAUAUCUUAAGCCCGUCAGCGUUAUCGUUAACCAGCUAAUAGCUAGCUCGUGCUACUACUCAAACCCGGGGUGUUGUGUCGUAGAAUGCACCCCUGCUGUAGAAUGCAUCCCCUGGCGGGAGCGCGGUUUAAAGUACUUAAAAAGGCGAAAUAAUCCAAGUUUCCUUUACCGUUGGAUGGAUUUAAAAGCGUGUGUCUUAAAUAAUUUCAUUUAGGCUAUUCAGAUAAGCCGAAAACAAUAGCGAAAAUAUAACAUUCUGUACCUUGACAGCUUACUGUACAGUUUACAUACACAAGUACACCUUUAUGUGUGCAUUUUUAGACACAUAAAAACAGAACUAAAGUUUGCUGCUCUAUUUGACAUGUGUCAUGAUCCAAUACUCGUGUCUUUUUUAUAUGAGAUCAUUUUCUUCCAGUUUAAGGAGCUUAUGAGUGGAUGGGGUGAAGGGGAUGCCUUCGACGGCAGGGGUGCAGUCUACGCCACAACACCGGCUGGCUAGUUCUAACCGUUAUCGGACGUUGGCUGUGAUUUUAAACCAAAUAUCGAAAACUACCAUCCGGGUAUCACUGAUUUUAACCAACGCUAUUCACAGACACAGCAAAUCACAAACAGUGGGAUGUUACUAUUGUCUUUUACUGAUAAGAUUGAGCUGGAAUAUUCAGUUGCUAACUAAAUAGCCGGAGCCGGUUUCAUUUCUAACGUUUGUAGGAAGUGAGAAUUUGGAGUUGUCGUGGGUUAAACCUCUGUGUUUUCGCGAUUAAAACAGAGUUUUUGCACCCAGUUUAUGUAUCACUUGUCGUUUCUGUCGUCUUAAAGUGUCAAAACUAAAGUGAGAAAAACUUGAUUUAUUCCAAGUGGGGGAUUUUGGUCUUUAAGUCGCUCCAGGAACACACACUUUAAUCAAAUGAAAGAUCUAAACCUGAAGACACAGAUGUAAAUAAUGGGUAAAAUCUCAAUUGUGUGUGCAGAAAGAAUGAAAAAAGAAAGGAAUAAGUACCACUGAGGUAUUGCUGUGAGUAUGCAUCAGAUAUAUAGGAGUAUGAGAUAGUGGGUUUAACUGCGUUGAUGGAUGCCCCUUUGGUCGUGAUCUGUUGUCAUGCCAUGUUUUCCCAACAUGUCCUCAGGUUUCCAGAUUGCGCACAACAGGUUAUCGCACCUUCUCCUGCCAUAGACCUCUCAACAAGUGGAAAUAGCGCUGAAUCUUGCCGGGCCUGAGAGAGCAUGAAUUGGAUAUUUGUAGAUCCGAGUCUCGCUCUGUUGCCUGUUGCGAAGGGAGAAAGGGAAGACCUCUGAUUUGACGAGAUAUGAGUUAGAGAUGCGAUAUAAUGCAGCCAGCUGGGAGUCAUCCUGCUUCAGCGCUUGCAUCUGAUAUGAGCAGGGUCGGAAAGAUUUUUGUUGCACUCCAGGGAGGUCGGUUUGGCCGAGUCUGCUAUCUCACCGAGAUCCUGAUAUGAGGCUGAGGUUUUACAUCAUUGCUUAUACGCUGCAGUGAUGGACUCAGACAGAAAGAAUCAUCGCCUUGAGACAACAUUAUUGCAAGCCAUAAUACACCUCCCUGUGAAACAUUUGAAAGGACGUUUGUAUUCAGGACGAGUCUCAGCUUGUGGCAGUCAAGUGUGAAGUGAGACAGACUCUUGUUGGUAUGUUAGAGUGAAUUUUUCCCCCAAUGCUGCUACGUGUGAGACUGCGCCGGUGGCUUGAGAAAGAAUGGGAAACAAUGGCAGUAAAACUGAUACAGCAUUUGCAUUCAUUGUGGAGGAGAAAGACGGUAAUCAGAAGAAGAUGCGGCACAGAGACAACAUUGUGCAUCGUCAUUUCAAAUCUGAUACCAAUUCUUUCUCUUCACAAUAGUUCAAAACCCUGAGAAUGAAAUGUUGAAUACUACACCCAGGACGAUGAAGCUUGUAAACAAUGACAAAGUAUCAUAUGACUUUUCUUUUGCCAGUUAACUGUGAAGAAGACAAGAUUUCAUGGGGACACAGGGAGAGUUAGAAGGAACGUAAGAGGGGUGGUUAUAAAAAUAACUCAGGGGAAGUACAGUUUCACAGACAGACCACAGCUGGGUGUGUUCUAGAGGAGAAAGGAGCUGUUACUUUCAGCCUCUUCAACAAGUUCUUGUUGCUUCAAAAAAUAGCUCCAUUUCGCUAUGCCAAAACCUCAUGUCGAAAUCAAAGGCGUGUUAAUAUUAAAACGUGUUUUUCAUGCAAGGAUUUUAAUCAAGAUUUGUGGUAAUUUCCUGUAAUACCCUGAAAUAUGUCCGGCGGGUGUUGGGUUAUUUUUAAACCAGAGUGGAAAAACGUUUUCCCUCGCCUGCUGAACUGAAAAUACAGGGGUUGGACAAUGAAACUAAAACGCCUGGUUUUAGACCACAGUAAUUAAUUAGUUUGGUGUAGGGCCUCCUUUUGUGGCCAAUACAGCAUCAAUUCAUCUUGGGAAUGACAGAUACAAGUCCUGCACAAUGGCCAGAGAGAUUUUGAGCCAUUCUUUGUGAUGUUGGCGGAGGAAAACGUUUCCUGACUCAAAGAUAUUUAGAUCUGGUGACUGUGCAGGCCAUGGGAGAUGUUCAACUUCACUUUCAUGUUCAUCAAACCACUCUGUCACCAGUCGUGCUGUGUGUAUUGAUGCAUUAUCAUCCUGAUACAUGGAACCGCCUUCAGGAUACAGUGUUCAAACCAUUGGGUGCAUAUGGUCCCCCAGAAUGGUUCGGUAGAUCCUUGGCAGUGAUGUGCCCAUCUAGCACAAGUAUUGGGCCUAGGGAAUUCCAUGAUAUUGUAGCCCAAACCAUUGCCGAUCCACCCCCAUGUUUCACUCUGGGCAUGCAACAGUCUGGUUGGUAUGCUUCUUUGGGGCUUCUCCCGUAAUUCUCCCAGAUGUGGGAAAGACAGUAAAGGUGGACUCAUCAGAGAACAAUACAUAUUUCAAAUUGUCCACAUCCCAAGAUUUUUGCUGUUGGCACCAUUGAAACCAACAUUUGGCAUUGGCACAAGUGACCAAAGCUUUGGCUACAGCAGCUCGGUCGUGUAUAUUGACCCUGUGGAGCUCCCGACAGACAGUUUGACUUCACUGAGUUGGGCAGCUGUGGUUUCAUGUUUUUUGCAUACAAUCCAGGUUAGCACCCGGACAUCCCUUUCAGACAGCUUCCUCUUGCGUCCACAUUUACUCCUGUUGGGUGUGGUUCGUCCUUCUUGGUGGUAUGCUGACAUUCAAUUUUGAUACAUCACAAAGACUUGCUGUUUUGGUGCGCCAGCAAGACGUGCACUGGUGUUGUUUUCGUUGACGAUGACGUUGACAAUAAUAUUUCGUCAACAUCAUCAUCAACGAAAACAACACUGCAGAAUAUAUGUUUAGCAUUUGACGGACGAAAUGCUCAUAAAUUUUGCAACUGUUUGUUGUCCACCACUAACGUUUUCGUCUAGUCUUCUCUUGUCAACGUAAACGCACAUUCGUCUCGUCACAUUUUAGUCAUCUAAGACUUAUGUUUAGCUCGUCAACGUCACGUCUUCGGCAUGGAAAAAAAAGGGGAACACAACACUGACGUGCACCAACAAUUUGCCCUCUUUUGAACUCUGAUAUGUCACCCAUAAUAUUGUGUGCAUAGCAAAACUGCUAUUACUCUGCUAAUUGAACCUUCACUCUCUGCUCUUCCUGGUGCAAAGUGCAAUCAAUGAAGAUUGGCCACCAUGCUGGUCAAAUUCAACCAUGAAACCUCCAACACUAAAUUGGCAGGUGUUUCAGUUUCAUCGUCCAACCCCUGUAACUCUUUCUGCCAAAUUGUUUUACCAGCUUGUUUUGUGUUUUGCAGGCUAUCAUGAGGUGGUGACCCCAAGUCGGCCAGGCCAUGAGAUGAUUGCUGCUUGGCGUGGGGAAAAGACAAGAGAGCGAAGUGAUUGAGAAAGAAGAAUGGGCAGGAGAGUCUGGGGCUGCUGGCAAAAUGUCUUCUCCACCGCGGUUCUCUACGGCUCUUUGGCCUUGUUUACCUCCAUCCUCCACAAUGUGUUCCUCCUCUACUAUGUGCAGACGUUUGUGUCAGUCUACAAGAUUGAUAAAGUCUCCUUCUGGGUUGGAGAGGUGAGUCAUCCAGCAUCUCUGUUUGUAGCCAAGUCACCUGAACUCGCAAAAUAAAUUUGUGACUUUUAGACUGGGCUUGAAAUAACUUACCGUCUUUGUGUUCUUAUGAGUCAGGGAUGUUUUCACAGGCGAGGUGAUGGUCCUUCUAACCGCUAAUGAUAGUUUAGCCUCAGUCAGAAAUAACACAGAUGUAUGAAAGUUGCUUUUUCAGAUGUAAAUCUUUCACGGUUUUCUUACUUGGCUCCUCUGCUGCUCCACAGACGGUCUUCCUGAUAUGGAACAGUCUGAACGACCCUCUCUUUGGCUGGCUGAGUGAUCGCUCUUUCCUCAGCUCUCCUCAGUAAGUAUCUCCCAGUCCUUUCCCUUCUUUUCUUUUGAAUUUGAAUGAAUAAGUGAUAGUAAUAAGGAGUAAAUAAGCAAGAAAAUAGAUGUUUUUUAAUUGGAUUUGAUGGCUAUCGAGAGAGAAAUACAGAAAAGACAUUUUGAUCAACUCCAGAAUACAUAAUUCUGCUCUAUUUAAACACAUGCAAACUUCUCAAGAUAAAAUAACUCAUUCAGAGGAUCCAGACCUUCCUAUUUUCACAUCCCCUUUAGAAAGAGGUACUACAGAAACAGAACCAACAGAAAAAGUCGCUUUCUUCUUUAAAGAGAGUUUCCACCAGCAGUUUCUGUUCAUGGCCUUUUUGCUACUUCUCUUGUGGAAGGAAAUGCAAAUUUUGAGACUCGUGGCAUCUCAAGUUGGACUUACUUUACCCUCAUACAAACAGGUUUGAAUCCAAGGAAACAAAUCCUUAUUACGACAUCCUUGCGCCUCCCGUCUGUCAGUCAGUGUGUCGUCUCCUACGUCUGUUGUCUCUGCACACAUUCGUCUCGUAAAUCCCAUGACAGAGAUAUUUCAUUGUACACAAACGCUCAUGCGCAUGUGCCAAUGUGUAUUAGUUGAUAAGCUUUGGCAAAGCUUGUAAACCGUCGUUAACACGUCAUUGGGACAAGCAUUGUCAACACACACCUGGCAACUGUAUUUGACUUUCAUGAUAAUAAAAACUGCAGCACUGUUGACAGAACUGACUUCAUCAUGUUGUACCGUGGAAACCUUUCUUGGGUGUAUUAUCAUUUAAGCUUUCAUAAGAUUUUGUCAGACAACAGUAAAGUGUCCCACCUCCUCAUUUACUUGAGUGUUUGUCCUUUUAGAGAUAAUUGCAGUGUGAUCUAUCAACCUCUUCAGUUUGAGUUAAUUAUUUACAGAGGGGCUUUCCCGGUUUACAUAACCCGUCAAGAGUGACCUAACCCUACCUUAAUUUGCAUAUUAUCACAAAACUUGAUGUGUAACUAACAACUGCUGUUUUUUUUUUGUUGUGUCUGUGUGUGUUUUGUUGUUUUCACAUCUUAGAUCAGGCUCCCAGAUCACAUCUCCAGAGGUGGUGCUAAAGCGCCUGAAGGCCCUCUCCACAAAUGGCCCCUUCUUCUCCCUGUCCUUCCUGGCGUUCUGGGUGGCCUGGGCCAGCCCCGGACUGCAGUUCCUGCUGUGCCUGUGUCUGUACGACGGUUUCCUCACCAUGGUGGACCUCCACCACAGCGCCCUGCUGGCCGAUCUCGCCGUGUCGGCCGCCGACCGCACGCGCCUCAACUUCCACUGCUCUGUGUUCAGCGCUCUGGGCUCCUUCUCGGUUUUCUUGUCCUACUCCUUCUGGGACAAGGACAAUUUCUACUCCUUCCGUCUCUUCUGUGUGACUCUGGCAGCUUUUUCCAUCUUGGGCUUUUUCUUUGUGUCACGGUUGUUGCGGCGCCGGUUCCAAAAGGAAGUCCUCCCCAAGCUGGAUGAGGCACAGACACUCAAAGAGUAAGGAUUGUCCCCUUAAACUUGCACUGAGAUGUUGUUGGACUCAAGUGUUUCUUUUUUUCUUCUUGUCUUCUUUCUCACUCCUGUCUUGUUUUCUUUUGCACUGGCUCAGGCUGAGUGUUGGCCACGCUCCACUGACCCACCCAGAAAAACCUGUCACCAUCGGACAGUAUAUCAAGCAGCUCUCCCAACACAAGAACUUCUUGUGGUUUGUGUCCAUGAACCUCAUUCAGGUAAGAAACAAAAGUAUAACAUCGAAACAUCUUACUUAGUGCUGGAUUUUAUAGAUAAAGUCAAAGCGUGCUUGUUAUCAGACACUUUUUUUCAGUCUGCAGUUGCUACGACACGACCAUGUUUGCUCAAGACUAUUUGGUGAAUUUUGUCGUUUCCUCUCUCGUUCCCUCAGGUGUUUCACUGCCAUUUUAACAGCAACUUCUUCCCUCUUUUCCUGGAACAUCUCCUGUCUGAUAACAUCUCUGCCUCUACAGGUUCAAUCCUUUUAGGUAGGAUCCUUCUCACAACAAUUAAUCCACACAUUUAAGUCUGCUUAUUUCACUAUUUUUAGGAGAUAUCAAAAUUUGACCACAAGAUAUUUGUUAUACCAGAAUUCAAAGUGAUUUGUCUAAGGUGGCAAACACAGAUCGGAGGUUUUAAAACACCAGCAGCAUGCAAACUGGUGACAUAAAAGGUUUUUUAUAGUCCAAGAACUUUUUUUGCAAAUAAAAAAAGUUGUAAUUAAAUCCUAAACUUGAGUAGAAUCUCAGAAAGUCGAAUCCCUGAAUCUUUCGUAUCUUGUUUCAGUUAAUUUUGCUGAUGUAUUUUUAUAAUUUUUUUUUGUUCAAGUCUAAUUUCUGCCCGUCAGUCUUUUAUUUUUCUGCUUUGCUUCCACGCAGGGAUCUCUUACGUUGCCCCCCACCUGAACAACUUGUAUUUCCUGACACUGUGCCAGCGUUUCGGGGUUUACCAGGUUAUCCGCUGGCUAUUUAUGCUCAAACUGGGACUUAGUGUGGCUAUGCUGCUGGCAGGGGCUGACCACAUUUAUCUGCUGUGCAUCUUCAUUGCUAGGUACGGCCCACGCACACACACCGGCAGCACACACAUCAGAGAUCAGAUGUGUGACAGCUUUAGCGUUUUCAUUUGCUUGUUUUAAUUUUUCACCAUGUGUAAAAAAUGAAUACACAAACACACUGCUGUACAACUCAACGACAAGCGUAUCCGCUUUGUGUCUGUGAUUCAUUAGGACACGUCAGUGACUUUUCCCAUCACUGCCUGUUCCCGACGGUUAAGUCAACAUUUGUCACAAAUUGUGUCCAAAUACUGGGUUAUCUUUCUUGGCUCAGACGUUUUACUUGUGGGAAAAUGUUGACCUACCUCCAGUUUGUGCUUCUGGCACUCACAGUUUCGAGCUCAAACGCCACACCCUGAUUAGUUUUUCGCAUGUCCACCGUUCCUGGGUUUAUUUUUAGAAAGACUACAGAGAAAAUAAGGUUUAAGUGACAUUUAUGAAAGUUUUAAUGCAAUUUAAAUGAUAUUUUUUCUGCAGAUGUGUUGCUCAAAGUAAAUGUAAAAGUGAUUUUGCAUCAUUUAGAUGGAACAAAUGACCAAACUGACACAUUUUCACAUAUUGACCCCUUUUGUGGGGGAUAUCUGGACACACAACUUUGAUCCAUUCAUUUUAAAAUAACACCCAGGACUGUGACUUAAAGGGAUAUUCUGGCUUAAAAUUAAUUUAGGGUCAAACACACCGUAACACCGAGAUAGACACCUCGUUGAGAGAUGAAUUUUGCUGACCGCUUGCUUCUCUAGUUAAACCAACUUUAGUCACAACCGCAGAUAGCAAUACACAGAGCCACGCGCUCAACCAGAAAGUCACUCUGUAGCCACAAAUAAUGAUCACAACAGCACCUAACUUCAUCAACAGUACAUAUAGGAUCCCAGACAUAGUACUAGCCACCAAACAUCUUUGGUUUCUUUAGCAAAGAGACCAAACACAACUCACCAUGUCUCUUCCAGCAGCCGCUUGUUUGUACGGAGACUUCUGGGCGAGUCCAUCAACUACAGCGGGGUGACACAGCUCAAGGAAGAACAUUUAUGAUCAUUACUUUAUCAUUUCCUUGAAGUAAUAAUCACCAUAUUAAUCAUUUUGCACUGCAGACACAGUAGUUUUUCCUGCCUUAGCGUCUCGGUCUGACUGCAUUUCCAUGAGGAAAUGAUCAUAAAUGAUGGUGUGUUUGACCCUAACUUAAUUUUACGCCGGAAUAUCCCUUUGAGGGCAGAAUUUAAGAAAGGAAAAAAGACUAAUCUCCUUUAAAAUCCAAACAAGACACAACAUCUCUACCUGUAACAUCCUUAUUCUCACAAGGACAGGGUUUUGUACGCCUUUAAGCUCUUAGUGAAGAGGAAACAAAGUGAACAAAGGUAGAGCUGAAGUAGACAUGCCAGGUGUUGAAUGUCAUUUAGUUCUUGCUAGUGAAUCUCUUCUCCAAGUCAAGGCUGUGGUUAUUGUUCAUACUGAGAGAAUGAUUCAGUCCUUUUAAAGGCUUCAAAAGGAUAUAAAGUGGUUUGAAUUACACAAGAACACACAAGUGCUUUAAAUCAGGUGAGAAACUGAAACCAUUCCUCCUCUUAUAAGAGUAAAAUGAUAAAUUACACAAACAUGCUCAUACCUGUUAAACAUUGUCCCACAUUAACACUCGACAACAGUUUUCACAUCUCUUUAUCAUAUAAAAUUGAAGCCUGACUUCUCUUCCUCCCCAGUAACCGGGUGUUUACAGAAGGAACCUGCAAGCUCCUGAAACUGGUCAUUUCUGACCUGGUGGACGAGGACUUUGUCGUCAACAAGCGUCAACAGGCGGCCUCUGCGCUUCUCUUCGGGAUGGUCGCCCUGGUGACCAAACCUGGCCAGACUUUCGCCCCACUCAUCGGCACCUGGCUGCUGUGUGCUUACACAGGUACGAAUAGAGACACUCAAGAGAUUCAUUCAAUGUACUUCUCAUCAUGUAGUACUCAGUGUUUACAGCAUAGUUGCUUCUCUGUUCUGGAAAAUCCAGAUUCCUGCUCUAUCUUGGAUCAGGUUUUGCGUAGUUGGCACAUUUUGAAAGGACUGAAGAUCACAAAAGUCAAACCGAACAAACCAGAUCCUCAAGCGUCUUCAUUUGGCAUUACUUAAGUUUGCCGCUGCAGGUCCAAAGUAAAGUAGUAGUUGUGCAAUCUCAGCUGUUUACUGUGUGAGGUGGCACAGUAAACAUCCUCUUUUCCCAGCAAUGUCAAAGUCUUAUUUGCAUAAAAGUGUUUUAGUUAUGUUUGAGAAGUCCUUUUGACUAGCCAGUUUUAUAUUUAGAGAAAAGGUGUGUCACAGGAGUGUCACAGCCACAAAAAAUGCAGAAUGGCAGCUACUCAUUGUUAAAAAGGAGUUCACUGAAAAAUGUGUGUUCCCUCGUCUCCAGGUUACGAUAUUUUCGAGAGGGAACCCGUGAAGGACUCUCUGGUUUCUGUGCCUGAUAUCGCCUCCGGCUCAGGGACCCCGCCUCUACGCCUGGGCUGCUUCUACAUGUUGGUGUUCGUGCCUAUCACCUGUGCCCUGCUCCAGCUGGCCGCCUGGUCCCGCUUCACACUGCACGGCCGCAAGCUGCAGGGGAUCAAGACCCUGAGGCAAGGGGCCCAGCACGGCCACCUUAUCGAUGUCAAGGCCAUAUGAGCAGAACGGAGCGGUCUGAAGCUGCACAAAGACACUUUUUGAACUCUAACUUUUACAAUCCUGAUGAAAACGUGGGAGGAGGAAAAAGAAGCAGAGGACUGAUCUGAUGUCUUACUGCUCAGCCUUGUGUGCCAGAAUAUGAACCAGUGGACAGUAUAUGUGGCUUUAUGGACAGAGAAGAAUGCACUAUAAGCUCACAAAUCUCACUGGGAAGAAUAUUGAACCUGCCUUAUUUUUAUAUUUAAAUAUGACCAUAUAUUUAUAUUUGAACAGAUGACCAAAAGAUAAAGCAGAACAAAUCAGUCCUUUUUUUCGGUGUUGAUGGACCAAGAUGAUAACUCUUCAUGAUGUGCCCUCUUUUCAGCUGUUUGUAAAGGUGUCAUGGUCUAUAGUGCGGUCUUAAUGCUCUCACUGCUUGAUGAAUCUUCAGGAAUGUUAGUGUGAUAUAAAGAACAACCGAGGCUGCGGGUCUGUUUUCUAAUGUUUGCUAACAAGAUCAAGAAAAUUAGUAACUCUGCGUUAGAGGGGCCGGUGGUAACUGCAUGAAACCUGCACCUCAGAAGUGAACAAAGACUUAGUGUUUCUCUACAUUUACACAGAACACCCUGCCAGUUUGUUGUUCAAAAGUGUAUUUUCUGAUAUGUCCAGUAUUGAUAAUGAUGUUUUUUGCACAAAACUGCCAUUUGUCUCUUGAACUUCUAACAUUCUGAUUGCGACACAACUUUAUGUACUGUGAUCAUGAACGUUUUAAUAAGAAAAUCAGGCUGGUAAGCACAUUAUCAGCAUUUUUUUGUAAUUUUGCAGAUUAUAUUACAAAUGUGUGGCUCUACCACAAAUAAAUCUCAUCUGUGUUGAACCAA